AUGAAACUUGGUAUCGUGACCGCAGUUUCGUCGAAAAAGGUGUUUACUGUUUUAUGCGGUGAUGAGAUUAUUCGAACUCCACACCAACAUCAUCGCAGUGUAAUUAUCGUUGGAGAUUUGGUUGAAAUUGGUCCCCAGAAUGUAAUAUAUUCGGCUCCCGAAAAGAGUCAUAAUAUUGAUCGGCGAGACCCUCUCGAGAUUACGAUAACAGAUCAUAUUGUAAAGCCGGAGGAAAUCAGUCGAUGCAAAAUGUUUUUCAACCAUCCUAUAUUUGGACGCGCCAAAUUGAAUAAAUUUAAAUUGGAACCAAACGAGAGAUGCCAAAAGAUAUCCAUAAAAUAUGCUCCAGACGAACAUUUUGAGUGGAUCGUGACUAAUAUCGUCGUAGAGCUGGAUGAAAACUUGAUAAAACAGUUCGAUUCGCUUCAUUACACAUUGGUGAAUGAGAGAAACCAAGAGUAUGAAUAUCAGAAGAGCUGUUGGAACGCUAUCGGGCUAUGCAAGCUCGUCUACAUUAAUAAUGAUGAUCCUAUUUAUGGCCGAGUCCCGCACUUUGCACCUCUGAAUAGACUGGAUGAAAGGGCCGCCAAAACUAUUAAAGAAGGUUGCUUGCUUUAUAUAGUCAACGCUAAUGGGCCACGAAAUGCUUCCACUCCGAAGGGUGUUGUCAAAUCGAGCUACGAUUUCUCGAUAAUACUUGAUAACGCCCACAAAGCAUGCCAACUUAUUGUGGGACAAAACUACAGAUUUGAACCUAUAGUUAUAGAAAAGACGUUGAAAUUUUGGAGUUCUAAAAAGUAUAAGGAAAACAACCUCUUUUUGAGAACUUGCGACAAACGGUAUUGCAAAAAUGAGAAACAAUCCAGUGCGCCGCCAAAUGUUCUUCGUGAAGGCAUCGAGCAUCGAGGAAUGAUGCGAUAUCAUGUUGAUGAAUUACCACACUCGAUUGCUCUAAAUUCUGAUCAAUGA
Molecule: messenger RNA, 969 nt
Organism: Caenorhabditis bovis
Lineage: Eukaryota; Metazoa; Nematoda; Chromadorea; Rhabditida; Rhabditidae
Source: the annotation of a GenBank genome assembly